AUGUCUACCCUUAGCAAGAAUAUCGACUUGCUCUUGACGCCAACAGUCUUGCGUACAACCAUUGCCGCAACAAUCAUUGGGCUCGCACUGUGCACAGAUGUCGCAAAGGGACGGCCUGGAUAUUCGAGGUGGCAGCUGUGCAAGCAGUUUGCCCGUAACUACACAGCGCCUCUGGCUGUGCCGACAGUACUUGGGUUGUUUUGGCUGAACAAUGUCAAUCUCUUUGUCCCAAAACCAUACAUGGAUGAGAUCUUCCACAUACCUCAGGCUCAAGUCUAUUGUGAAGGUAGACACACUCAAUGGGAUGACAAGAUUACUACACCACCAGGAUUGUAUGUGACGCACAAAUACUACCUCAGUAUCAUCUGGGCUCGAGUCUUAGGUCAUCCAGACUGCUCGGCGGAAACGCUCCGCCGGUUUAAUGUCUUCGCUACAGCGCUCACAGCUGCUGUUGCUACAGCAUGUCGCUCUACCAUCGAAGGAUCUUAUCAGAAGAACAAGGACAGCUCCGUCUACUCCAUCCAUACGGGUAUCAAUAUUGCCCUGUUCCCGGUGUUGUUCUUCUUCUCCGGCCUCUACUACACAGAUGUGAUCUCGACCUGUGUUGUGCUUGUGGCAUAUCUAAACCAUUUGUCGAGAACAAAGCAAGGCUCAGCUGGUAUUUCCUUGACAAGUGACCUCUACACAAUACUCUUGGGAGUGCUUGCCCUAUGCAUGCGCCAAACCAACGUGUUCUGGGUCGUGGUGUACAUGGGGGGCCUCGAGGCUGUACAGGCCAUCCGGGACCUGCCUGUCAGUCAUGAAAACACUGUUCUCGACACAUGGGCCAAACAAGCAAAAUUCUUCGUAUACAGAUCAUCUAUUGGCGACAUUCAUGACACCUCGCUCGAGGAUGCCUGGCCAGAAGACCUUGUACUCUGUCUUCUCAGCAUUGGUAUCGCAGCCGUGUUCAACGUUGGGCGUGUUUUACGCCGAGUGUUCCCCCACAUUGCCAUUGUCGCCCUCUUUGCGGGCUUCGUCAUGUGGAAUGGGGGCGUCGUGCUUGGGGACAAGACAAAUCAUGUGGCGACGCUUCACCUGGCGCAGAUGCUCUACAUCUGGCCCCUCUUCGCUUUUUUUUCAGCUCCCAUAUUCCUGCCCCAGGUGCUUCACUUACUGGUUACUGUUCAGAAGUAUAUAACUUCUCGCAACACUGUGAAGCCAUCCAAGACUUCAGGCCAAUCGAAAAGCAGUUCUCAGCCAGAGAUCAACUAUCUUGGCAUCUGCCUUUCAGCUCUGGCACUGGUAGGAGCAACCAUGGUCGCUGCGCUGAUUGUCCACUUAAACACCAUCAUUCACCCUUUCACUUUGGCAGAUAACCGCCAUUACAUGUUUUACGUCUUCCGGUACAGCGUUAUGCGCGGUCCCGUCGUUCGCCUCCUGCUAGCCCCAGUGUACGUCUUUUGUGCCGUCUUGGUCUGGACAUCUCUAUAUCGACUCAAACCACAGAGUCCCUCAACGGCUCCAAUCAUAAGAGCCAACUCCGCUGCUACGGGGGUACCGACGUCGCAGGUCCUCAUCCUACUUCUCACCACUACACUGAGUCUGAUGACGGCACCCCUUGUUGAGCCGCGAUAUUUUAUCCUUCCUUGGAUAUUUUGGCGUCUAUCAGUGCCACAACGCACAAAUCAACGACGAGGUGGCUGGGAUUGGUCCCUAGCUUUGGAGUCGUCAUGGUUUCUGGCGGUAAACGCCGUCUUGAUGUACAUUUUUCUUGCCCGGCCUUAUAUCUGGAAGACAGACGAUGGGCAAAUACUAGAUGGCGGCAAUGUCCAACGGUUUAUGUGGUAA
Molecule: messenger RNA, 1830 nt
Organism: Pestalotiopsis fici W106-1
Lineage: Eukaryota; Fungi; Ascomycota; Sordariomycetes; Amphisphaeriales; Sporocadaceae
Exons: 3
Coding region: 1-1830 (609 amino acids)
Biological process (GO): dolichol-linked oligosaccharide biosynthetic process; protein N-linked glycosylation
Cellular component (GO): endoplasmic reticulum
Molecular function (GO): dolichyl pyrophosphate Glc2Man9GlcNAc2 alpha-1,2-glucosyltransferase activity
Source: RefSeq, a predicted model, not a curated record